CUACAGCCCUACACCAUAACAACAUCCAUAACAAGAUCAAAGUGUGGAAAUGACAUUAAAUCAGCUCUUAAUCCUAGCUGAAUGAAUGUAAAUAAUUUUUGGAUUAACACGCUACUAUUUGGCAAAAUAGUACAGGAAGUGAUUGUUAAGAAUUUUACAACUUUAAAAUAUUAAUGAAAUGGAGUUGUAUCUUGGAGAAUCUGUUGAUCAACUCAAUUUGAAAGCUGAGUUACCAUCUGACAAGUUCAAGUUAACCAACCCAAGAUUACUUACAGGAACCGCUGUCAAACUAUAUAAUCAAGCUGUUGAGUUGCGAGACAAGGGAGAUGCCGAGUUGAGUUAUGUUAGCUUCAUGAAAUAUUUGAAUUUGGUCAACACAAUCAGAAAAAGUUCUGACUACAGAAAAGAUGAAAAAUACUACAAUAAUUUACUUGGAGCGAAAAAUGUAAAAAAUGCCAUUGAGAAUGCCGAAAAACUUCAGAAAGAUCUUCAAAGAAGGUAUGAAGACAGAGCUGAAGAAGCAAUUAUCAGAGAAAAAUUUGAACAACUUGAAACCAGAGAAAAACUAGAAAAAGAAGCCAAAGAGAGGCAUGCUGAAGAAAAGACUAAGGCAAUUACAGUUGAAACUCUUACCACAAAUCUUUCUGGACUUGAUGGUGAUUUCAUAUCAUCAUGGCAGCUUGAAGCUAUGAUCAAACAGAAGUCAACGUCUUUUAUCAUAUUUGAUGUCCGAUCUAAAGAAGAUUUUAUGAUUUCUCGCAUAAAACAUCCUAGCUGUGUUAGCAUUCCAGAAGAUGCAGUAAAACCUGGAUUAUCUGCUGCAGCGUUGUACAAAACUCUGCCUUUAGACGCCAGAGUGGAUUGGCCCAAGCGGUUAACUGUAGAUGUGAUAGUUUUGGUUGAUUGGUUUGGUGAAAGUCUUCCCGGGUCGGCAAUUUUUGCUCUCAAAGAGAUAUUAACUAAAUGGGAUCCAAGUUCAACAUAUAAUGGUGUCAUCAAGCAGUUAAGCAAAGGAUAUGAUGAUUGGUUAUCUAGGUUUCCAAUGCAAACAACGAACCCCCAUGCUACCGCUUUUGUGAAAGAGACUCCGGUGGAAGAUUUUAGUCCAGAUGAUAUCGAAUACCCUGAUUUUGAUGAAGCGAUGAGACCGCCAACCAUUGAAAUGAGUACUCCCUCUCAGCCCCUCAUCAAUAGAACAACUAAGCCUGCAAUAGAAAUAAAGAAAAUUGAAGAAAUACCGAUGGAUCAACCAGUUACUUAUCCGGUACCUCUACCAAGAUCAACCAUUCCAAAAAUGCCUUCCAUUGAAAAAGAGAGUGACAAAAUAAUAACUGAGCCAUCACCCGUAAAUCGUGUCGGUCCCGUUCCAAAAGUUGACCGAAAUUUGAAGAUAAAUGCCAUGGUAAAAUACCUUCAAGAUGAGGAAACGUUGGUCGAGAAACACUUAGCAAUGACAGUAAAUCAAUUGGAAAAAGAGAAAGAAUGGGACAAAAUAAGAAGUGAAAGAGAAGCUUCUGCAAACAAUGAAAUCACUAAUCAGUUGCAAGAACGAGAGAAACAAAUGCUUGAGAUGUUUAACAAAAUGGAAAAUGAUAACAAACAGCAGGAAUUAGAGAUUGCUCGUCUCCGCAAGCAGGUGGAGACUAUUCGAACUGCAAUGGAAAACAAAACGAAGCCGGAUGCGGAAGAAAAUCAAAUUCAGGCUCGCAUCAACGAGAAGGAAGUCAAACAAGCAGCAAUGAAUCGGGAGGUUGAAAGACUUCGAGAGCUACGUAAAGAUAAAGAAAAAGCUCGCGAGAAAGAAAAGGAAGAGCGUGAAAAAGACGAGGAAUUAAAGAGAAAUAUGCAACGAUUGAAGGACGAUCAAGCUAGGAAAAACGAAGAUUUGAAGAAAAAGAGAGAGGAAGAAAAUAAACGCGAGGAGGAAAAAAGAAGGCUGGAACACCAGCAGAGGCAAAUUCCAAAAGAACUGAAAAUUGACAGAUUAAAAGAUGAGCCAUCAUCCGGAUUCGGUUUGGGUUCGAAAAUGAACCGAUCUCAUUCAACACCAGAUUUAGCUCAGGCAUUACAGAAGGAAUCAGAACAAGGAUUGAAAAAUCUCAGAGUUGACCGUGAGUUAAAACCGCUAACUACGAAUCGAACUCGCAUCAUUCCAAGGCCAGACUUGAAAAAUCGUAACUUUAAUCCCGUCUAUGGAACGAUGGGCCGCGGUCUGACUGGCCUGAAAAAUUUAGGCAACACCUGUUACAUGAAUUCUAUUCUGCAGUGCAUAUCCAAUAGCAUGCUUCUUACGAAUUUCUUCAUUGAAGGCUCCUAUCGGAAUUAUCUAAAUACCAACAAUAAGCAAACCCGAGGUGAAAUCUCUGACGAAGUGUCUUCUACUUUGAAUGCUCUCUGGAGCGGCCAGUACCGCUCAAUUUCAUGCAAGGACCUCAAAAAUGCAGUCGGGCGCUACAAAUCAUCUUUUCGCGGUUACGAGCAGCAAGACUCGCACGAGUUUCUCACAAUCCUCGUCGACUGGUUGCACGAAGAGUUGAAUGAGAUUCGCAUUAAGAGACCGUUGAAAGAACAAAACAACUAUGGUAUUCCCGAUGAGAAGGCUGCUGCUAUGGCUUGGGAAGACUAUACUGAUUCAAAUAAAUCUGUCAUCGUCAAACUCUUUGCUGGCCAACAGAGAUCUUGCUUACGAUGCGCCGUCUGUUGCAAGGAAUCGGUGACGUUCGAGCCGUUUUUCAACCUGUCGCUUCCCAUUCCUCCAUCCAACAGUCAGUGCAGUAUCAUGGAGUGCUUUCAGCUCUAUACGAAACCAGAACAGAUCAGCGGGUGGUCUUGCCCAUUUUGUAAGAAUAAGAAAGGAGCCAGCAAAACUAUCGACAUCUGGGAAGUGCCUCCCGUUCUAGUUGUCCAUCUUCAAAGGUUUUACAAUGACGGCAUAUGGAGGAAGAGAUUAAAUAUGGUCGAUUUUAAUUUGAACGAUCUGGAUUUGCAAGGUGUCGUGAAAAGCAAAAAGUCCCUCUACACUGGGUACAAACUCUAUGCCGUAUCCAAUCAUUAUGGAACAAUGGAUGCUGGUCACUACACGGCCUAUUGCAAGAAUGCCGAGUACAACAAAUGGUUCAAAUUUGACGACCAGGAUGUGAUGGAAAUUAGCGGCAACGAGGUCCGUUCUGCAGCUGCGUAUAUUUUAUUUUACACUGCGAUAGAUUACCAAGCCCCUCCUGUUAUGCAAGACUGAACGCGAAAUUUUUCCCAUAUUUUGCUUGACUAGCGCAUCCUCUAAUUGUUGACGCAUUGUGAUUACUCCGCCCCCUCUUUUUUCGGUUUUGUUUACUUUCUCCGCCAGUGCUUUUUUGAUUCGUUUCUUUUGAAAUUUGAAAGUUUUUUCCAGUAUGCUCUGCAGGUCUUUUCGUGUUUCUUUCGGCCUAGUCAUUGCUCUGGCCGUGGCAAUACUAUGUAACAUUUACUUGGUUUUCCUUCUGUGGACGGGUGGAGGACCGCAAAGCGAUUAUCAUUAUGAAUUUACUGUUCCUCCCAUUAUCUCUCAGGAGGCUCCAAUAAAGAUAAAAGAUUCUG
Molecule: messenger RNA, 3573 nt
Organism: Daphnia pulicaria
Lineage: Eukaryota; Metazoa; Arthropoda; Branchiopoda; Diplostraca; Daphniidae
Gene: Usp8
Product: ubiquitin carboxyl-terminal hydrolase 8-like
Exons: 14
Coding region: 179-3235 (1018 amino acids)
Biological process (GO): protein deubiquitination
Molecular function (GO): cysteine-type deubiquitinase activity
Source: RefSeq, a predicted model, not a curated record